AUGUCUGCACUGGAUGAAGCGUUGCCCGAAGGAGGUAGAAACGAAGAUAUAAAUAUAUCAUCAUCAGGUGUACGUGAUGAAGAUAGAGGCGGUGGAGGAGAAGCAGCAGCAGCAGCAGGUUUAUUAGAGUUAGAAUCUCAGCUGCAGAUAGGCGCAGAAGUCUCCGCAGCAAAUGCUGCUUCUAUUGUUCUGCUGCAGACGCCUAUACCUCGCUUAGAGCUGUGGGCUGCGUUAUUGCCGCAUGCACAAACAGAGUUAAUAGAAGAGUUAGGAGGCGGAUAUCUAUUUUUUUUAUCGGGAGACGGUUUGCUGCUGCAGCUGCUGCAGAAGCAGCAUCUACAUAUUAAUAUUAAACGAGGUCUACAACCUUUAAGAAUAAUCUAUCAAGCAGAGUUGCUGCUUGAGCGUAUAAGAAAAGCAGGAGGCAAUUUUAAAGUAAUAUUCUUCAGAGUAUUUGCUGCUGCUGCUGCUGUUCAUCCUCUUUUUUUGCUGCUGCGGCAGCUGCUGCAGCUGCAUCUUCAGAAGCAAAACGUAGAUGUUAUAGUUCUUGAUGAUUGGUGCGGCUCUGAGUUUGCUGCACUUGUAUCUUCUCUGCAUCCUCUCUUUUUGCUGCUCAAUGAUAUACAUAUUAUUAAUAAUGAAGAAGAGCAGCAAGCUCUAGAAGGCGUAGAGGAUGAAGAUGAUGAUGAUGAAGAAGAAGAAGAAGAAGAAGAAGAAGAAGAAGAAGAAGAAGAAGAAGAAAAUAGCAGAAUAUUAAAGGAUCCUCGAACAGAGUUAGAGAGAGCAGGACGUGCGUGGCAGGUAGAUAAAGCUUUGCCGCUUGAAGCUGUUCAGCUGCUGCAGGAAGCGCAGCAGCAAAUUAAGAAGAGGGGUUCUCGCUGCUGCUCGUUCUUGCUGCAAAGUCUGUGUCUUGCUUGCUGCAGCCUUAGCUUAGAUAUUGCUUUUCUUAAAGAUCUCGUCAUCAAACCUACUAAACUAUUUGCUGCUUCAGCUUCCUGCUACGCCGGGGCUAACCUAUGGAGAGUUAUGGAGAGUAGAGUCAACAGCAGCAGCAGCAGCAGCAGCAGCAGCAGCAGCAGCAGCAGCAAUGGCGAGGAGGGAAAGGAGAGGGGAACUGAAGAGCAGCAGCAGUGCUCGCUGCAGCAAGCGCUGCAGCAGCACAAACAAAUGCUGCAAGAUAUAGAUCUGCUGCCGCCGCAGCUGGGAAGCGAGCAGCAGGAAGAGGGAGAGAAGCUGCUGAAGAAGCUGCAGCAGCAGGCGCAGCAACAGCAGCAGCAGCAAGAGCAGCAGCAGACUGCACCUUUGCGUUAUUUCUUUGUCGAGAGUUAUUGCGAAAUAUUUAAAGAGGAGAAGUUAGAGCAGGAAGACCCGCUGCAGCUGCAGCGGUUUGCUGCUGUAGCAAAGCUGCUGCUGCUGUCUGCAGCACUGCAGCGCGAGUUGCUGCUGCUGCAGCGAAGCAGCGGCUACCGUCCUUCCUACAGCAAAUGUAAAUUUGUAUCAGAGUUUUUAUAUGCUCCUUUGAAGCUGUUCUGCACACAAGCAGAAGCUGUCUUGAGGAAGGCAAACGAAUUCUUGCUGCAGCAGCAGCAGCAGCAGCAGCAGGAAGAGCAGCAGGGGAAGCUGCAGCAGCAGCAGCAGCAGUUGCUGCAGCUUUUAGAUGGGCGUGAGCUAGCUGAUUUUUUUGACGGUAAGCUGUUAGUGGUGAUAACAGCAAUUGCUGCAGCAGCAGCUCGCCGCAGCGGCUGCUGGAGUGUAUCUGCAGCUUCUUUAGGAUUAAACUCAGAAAAAGAAGCAGAGUUAGAGAGGCUUUGGGGUGUAUGCUGCAAAGGAGACCUUAACGAUGCUCUUAAGCCUCCUUUCUUACCUAUAUCUCUUGAAUGUUUAAGAGAGUUCUUGCAAGACAGUGCAGCAUUACCACCCCCUAGACUGCCUCCUGCUGCUGCUGCUGCUGCAGCAGCAACAGCAACAGCAGAAGGAAAGCAACAGCAGAAACAGCAGGAAGUAAAUCUGCUCGCGCUGCCCUCUACUAUGCUGCAGCGAAUGAGAGCAGGUGCAGCACCUAAGGGUUCUUUGAUAGAUGUUGUUAUUAAGGAGGAUAACGAAGAGCUGCAGAUUGUGCAGCGCGAGACAGAGCAGCAGCUGCUGCUGCAGCAGCAGCAGCAGCAGCUAGAAGACAGCGAUCUUGAAGCUAGCGAAACCGAAGACACUGCAGCAGGAACAGCUGCUGCUUCGGACUCGGAGAGCGAAGAGGCAUUGAAAGAAGAAGCUGCACAUACACUCCGAAAAGUAAUUCAACUCAGAGCUGUUGUUAAUCAAAGAAGAACUGAAGAGCUUCAACCUGCAUUUGAAGAUGCACCCAAUGAGAUUUUAAAAGAAACUCUCUCUAUCGAUGAUACACGCGAACCGACACGAAGUGAGAGACAGCGCAUGGAGAAUAUGAACGGCGAAGAAAAAAGAAAAUUCUGGGCAGCUAGAGUCCGCAGAAGGUUGCAGCAGAAUUUGCGCAAUGUGAGUCGAAUGGCGAAGUCAAUUUGUCCGCAGCCGCUGCACUACAACAUCGUAGUAAACCACUCAAAUCACCCUUGGCGUAUAGCUGAGCAGCAGCAGCAAGAAGCAGCAGCAGCAGCAGCAGCAGCAGCAGCAGCAGCAGCAGGAGAGGGAGGAGAGGGUGGUGCAGCAAAAGGAAAAGGAGGGAAGGGUAAACACAGCAGCAGCAGCAGCAGCAGCAGCAACAGCAGCAACAAGAAACCGCAUGCAGAUAAAACCUCAAAAAAGAAUAAACCUUUACCUCAAAAGAAAGCAGAUAUCAUCAAACAAAAAAAUGUCGCAGCAAAACAACAAAAAACUAACGACGUAGAUGCUGAGAGAGCACAAAACCUUGAGAAUCUGCUGUUGGCGUUGUGCGCGGAGAAGAGCGGCAGCAGCAGCAGCAGCAGCAGCAGCAGCAGCAGCAGCAGUAAUAAUAAUAAGGUUCGAUUAGAAUCUUGUUUUGUUUUCCGAGGGCAUACAUAUUUUCUUUCUCUGUCAGCAUUAAAAGAAAUAAUAAUUGAAGCACUAGUAGGCGUUAGUAGACGCAUGGAUUUGCUAUUAGGCUUACCUGCAGUUUGGGUCAAGGUGCAGCAGCAGCUGCAGCAGCAAACUCUCGAAGACGCAGAUGAUAUUCAUCCAAAUAAACAUUCAGCAGACAAACAUAAAAAAACGCAGAAGGGGAAGACAAACAUUUCAGAGAAUCUGAUGAAGCACAAAGUAGAGAGCGCCAGCGAAUAUGAAUUUGCAUUCAAACCAGGACAGGAAGCUGUGUUACAAUUGCAUUACAUGGGCAGCGACUUUGAACGCUCAACCCGACCUCCUUCUGUCUCAGCCGAUAAUCGCGUUUUAUUUGCACCCGACCUUUGGCAGUCUCGUUUGUUUGAUGCUGUUGAUGCGUACGCGUCUGUGUUUGUAUCGGCGCCCACUGCAAGCGGGAAGACGUACGUUUGUUUUUAUGCGAUGGAGUUGGUCUUGAGAGAUUCCGACGAAGGCUGCGUUGUUUAUGUCUGUCCUAAUAAAGCUCUAGCGCAGCAGGUGUACGCUGAGAUCUACGGUCGCUUCAGCACAAAAACAUAUCCAGUAAAUUGCAAGAAGAUAUUGUCAGCCCACGUACUGCAGGGUGUUUUCGUCACGGUGCCGUACUUCUUAGAGUUAUUACUUUUAUCUGGUGAAGAAAAACAUCGCGAGUUUUGCUCCAAUAUAAAAUAUGUUGUCUUAGAUGAAGUGCAUUGCAUUGGCGAUGUUGAAGAAGGCCCGAGAAUAGAAAGAAUAUUUCAACUGCUUCCUUGUCCUUUCCUUGCUAUGUCUGCAACAGUAUGUCUUUAG
This is a messenger RNA of Eimeria acervulina, 3855 nucleotides long. RefSeq lists its product as hypothetical. Gene Ontology annotation, molecular function: nucleic acid binding; ATP binding. Bases 1 to 3855 code for a protein of 1284 amino acids. The record is from RefSeq and is a predicted model, not a curated record. NCBI's taxonomy places the organism in Eukaryota, Apicomplexa, Conoidasida, Eucoccidiorida, Eimeriidae. Gene Ontology annotation, cellular component: cytoplasm. The transcript is spliced from 10 exons.